AUGUACCGUGGAAGAGACAUUGCGGUCUAUCUGGAAAGACUUGAAGACUCUGGUGCUGAAAUGCCGCCCUUAAUGAACGCGAUGGCCCCCAAUGUUGUUAAACCCACAUAUUGUGUUUCUCCAUAUAUUUUGCAUGACCCUGGUAUUGAAGAUGGGGCACCGUUACGGCUACUCUUAGCAGCCAUCCUAACCAAAGAGGGCGUUGAAGAGCUGUUCGCUCUUCUUGGAUCUUCCAGUGUGGAGGAUCAGCUUAAAAACCUUUGGCUGAUGGGACCAUCAGCGCGUAAUGCUUUCCACCGGGGGCAGAUUUACAUUUUCAAGUUGUUGUGUCUCGAAAGUGACAAUGGCAUCCGGUCGACUCGGAACAAUAACGGGGAUCCCAAGAGUCAUCCCCUACCAACUGUAUUGCUCUUAAACUUUCACCGUCGAAUUUUUGUGAAUUUACACAUGCACAUAGUAGAACACGGCGUGCAAAGGGGAUGGGCACCACUCAAGCAAGGUUGGGCUAUUGGGUCCGUGGGAAUCUUCUUCCUCCGAAAUUUCCUAUCUAUUCUACCUAAAUUUGUUCGACUAGCACUUUACAAUUUCAUCGACCGGCAAUUAGAUUCCCGAGACCCCACACAAACAGAUCAACCAGUAAAGUACCUCCCACUCGGUCUUUGUCUUAAGAGAGGCCGUCGGUAUACUGAAAACGAAGCAAUUUCACUGCCCCUUGUUGAAAAAGACUCCCCAAUAAUAAACGCACCAAAACUGAUCGAUCAUGUCAGAAUCGACGAAUCCUCUGGUUUCGUUCUAAUGACACAAGUCUACGGACAUGCUCUUAACCAAGUCUACUAUCGAAUAACGCACGAGGAACUUGAACAGAUAGCAAAAGACUUGGCGCGGUGGAUAACGGAGCUGCGCAAAAUCCCUAACAAAUCGAAGCACCUCAUUGCAAAUGCAUCUGGAGGCCCAAUCUGCGACCACAUGUACGAAGGCCGCACACUAGGCCCUUUGAACUCAACGGCAGAAUUCGCCGACGAUCUCACUCAAUUCCUCUUUCAGCCCGAGCAGCAUAAACAUCAGCCGCCCAUUGCCACGCUAUACGAGAAGAGGGAUGGACGUCUGUUUGGACUAAUUGAUUGGGAAAAUUCCGGCUUCAAGCCAGAGUAUUGGGAGUUCGUUCGAGCCAUGUGGCCUUGUGGGGGUGAUAAACAUGACACGGCUAUCUACCGUCAAGCUUUUGGGGACAAGUAUGACGAUGAGUGGGAAGCGCUGGCGGGUCUUCUCCACAACAGUCCCUUUAUUUUUGGAUGGUAG
This is a messenger RNA of Blastomyces gilchristii SLH14081, 1299 nucleotides long. RefSeq lists its product as uncharacterized. Lineage: Eukaryota; Fungi; Ascomycota; Eurotiomycetes; Onygenales; Ajellomycetaceae. Bases 1 to 1299 code for a protein of 432 amino acids. The transcript has 6 exons. The record is from RefSeq and is a predicted model, not a curated record.